CAUACCAGAAAAAGGUUUUGCAUUUCUCUGCCAUGGCUGGUCUCGCCAGCGCCUUGACAUUCAAUCCCAUUCUUUCUAGAUCGAACCCCAACUUCCUUCCUUAUCUUCACCCCACCCGCUUGACCAUCUACCUUCACUCUCCAACAUUCUCUCUGUCCACAUCUUCCUUCACCUCCGCCUCUAUCUCUGCCCAGCAUUUUGACCGUCGUGGAGGCAGCUCUGAUGAUGACGAAGCCCUAGACUUAUCUCUUAUUAGGUCAAACAAAGUCAGGCUUAUUGACCAAGAACAAAAUAUGGUUGGCAUUGUUUCAAAGAAUGAAGCUCUACAAAGAGCUGAAGACUCUGAACUUGAUUUGAGUAAACAUUUUGCAGUUCAAAGGAGAGUGGCAAUUGCCUUGAUCUUUUCGAGAUUCAUGCUAUCAAAUUCACUUGGCACCGUGAUUGCUAAAUCUUAUGGGUUUAGGGAGUACAUUGAUACCUUUGAUGGCUAUUCAUUCAAGUAUCCUCAGAAUUGGAUUCAAGUAAGAGGUGCUGGUGCUGAAAUAUUCUUCAGAGACCCUUUUGUGCUUGAUGCGAAUCUCUCUGUGGAGAUAUCCUCUCCUUCCUCCUCCAGGUACCAAAGUGUUGAAGAUUUGGGUCCACCUGAAGAAGCCGGAAAGAGAGCACUUCAGCAGUGUCUGAGGGAGUUCAUGUCCACUAGGCUUGGUGUCAGGCGUGAAUCUCGCAUUCUUUCCACUACUUCAAGAAUGGCAGAUGAUGGGAGGCUGUACUAUCAAGUUGAGGUAAAUUUGAAGUCAUAUGCAAACAACAAUGAAUUGGCGAUCAUGCCACAGGAUCGCGUGGCUUCCCUCGAAUGGGAUCGGCGAUACCUCUCGGUGUUUGGAGUGGGAAACAACAGGCUAUAUGAACUGAGAAUACAAUGUCCCGAAAACGUAUUCUCUGAAGUGGAGAGUGGCAUCCAUGAAGUCAUGAACUCUUUCAGAGUGAAUACUGUGGCAGUUUGAUCUUUUUAGUGUUCUGUCAUUCAAGAAUUUCUCUUAUCUUCUUUUCAUCAUCCUUUUAUUUUGUUCCCUUUUAGUUUGUAAGUCUGGUACCUGCUCCGUUUUCUAAGCACUGAGCUUCAAAAGUACUGAAGGCUAAAAAGGCAAGGCAAGCAUGCAUUUAAAGUCACUAAUGCAUUCAAAGUCACCAUUUGCAUGUUUAUUGCAUGUUUAUCGAAAGAGUUUAUUGCACCAAUACCCCAUACAGUUGUGAAUAGUGAAAAGAAUUUAUUAUUUUAAUUUAGAUAAUUAAAUAAACUAAAACAUU
Messenger RNA from Cuscuta campestris, 1308 nucleotides. The record is from the annotation of a GenBank genome assembly. Lineage: Eukaryota; Viridiplantae; Streptophyta; Magnoliopsida; Solanales; Convolvulaceae.